Molecule: messenger RNA, 3219 nt
Organism: Mycotypha africana
Lineage: Eukaryota; Fungi; Mucoromycota; Mucoromycetes; Mucorales; Mycotyphaceae
Exons: 2
Coding region: 1-3219 (1072 amino acids)
Molecular function (GO): protein binding
Source: RefSeq, a predicted model, not a curated record
AUGAGUUAUAUGCGGUGCCAGCACCUGCAUUCUGAAAUUAAGCGUUAUGUAAAUAGUAGACGUAUUUUACAGCAGUGGAGAUCUCUCUAUUUAGCUUAUGCCAUCAACGCCUGUCAGAUCAGACAAGCUCACGUAAACAAUUUUGCCCAUGUUGCAAGAUCACCGAAAAAAUUAUUGUCUGAAAUAGAUCAGCUUGAACAACAGCAAUUAUCUCACUUGAAAGGAAAGAAAAAAUCACCCAACUACCUAGAGUACAAAUAUAAGAAUGAGGACGUAUCAAUACCUGCUUCUUGCUCAGUAAUUAUUCACAAAGCAGACUCUUGCUUACGGAAUGAUGAUUAUGAAAAUGCUUGGAAGCAUGUGGAUACUCUUUCAGCUAGCGAAUUAAUUAAAACAACAAUACCAAAUUCCACCCUCCAUUUACUAUUAGACGCACUAUAUAAAUUGGUCGAUCUGAAUUUACAACGACGGCUCACUGUAAAAUAUCAUGAUUUGCAAAAAUUGUAUACCACACGUUUAGAUGUAUUAUCAAAUGUUAUCAGUCGGAGGAAAGAUAUUUAUCUAGAUGAGAUAGAGCUGAGCAUGUUAUUCGAAAUGUAUGGCAAACUGGGACAUAUGCACCGUGUAGAAGCUAUAUAUCGGAAUAUCUAUUUCUAUCUCGAUACAACAAGUAGUCAGAACCUGACAACUGGGCUCUAUAAUCAGCUAUUAGCCGUCUAUUUAAGCCAAUUCAAAUACGUGGAUAAAUUGACAUGCCAACGUUAUUUCAGCAAAAUGCUCACUCUUGUGGAAAACGAAAUGAUACGAAAAAAAUGCUUGUCGCCGAAUAUGUCAACCUACAAUCUGUUGCUAGCAGCAAAAAUUAAAUUAAAUGAUUUGCCAGGAGCACAAAAGAUACUGGCUUCCUGUACUCUCAGUCGUCAUUUGAGUCCUGAUAAAACGACAUAUCAGAUAUUAUUGCGGGGAUUUUUGAAAGAUUGUUUAUCAACUAAAGAUGCAAAAAUCGCGAGAAUGUGGAUUGAUGAAAUGGUACAGUCAGGUUUUCGAAUAGAUACUCGUAGUUUUCAUAGCGUAUUACAAGGUUUGUCAGAACGUAUAGAGCAGUAUGCAAGACAGCAUUAUCCUGCAGAUGUAGCCAUUACAACCAAAUCACUCUAUAACGUGUAUGAGGCUAUGUUACGACUAGGACACAAACCAGAUACACUUACAGUCAAUCUGCUUCUGAAAGGGUUGACGGCUGCGAAAGACGAAGCAAAAAUUGAAACACUAUUACAAAGCGUGAAGUUUCCGAAAAGAAAAGAAGGAUGCGGUAAUUGCUCUAACUGCGGCUGUGGAAGCAGCAGUAGCAGUAGCAGCGGCCAUAGCGAUACACAACAAAGCUCUGCAAUAACGUCGUCAACAGCUGUAUCGAUUGAACCUAACGAAUAUACGUUUGCAACACUUAUAAAGUAUUACCUGGACAAAGAUGACCCUAAUAAUGCUUUCAAGACGUAUGAUGCGAUGGUUGCAGCUAAUUACGAUCCAAACACCGUUAUCUAUGCCGACUUUAUCCACUAUUAUGCUAAGAAAGGAAAUGUUAAAGAAUGCCUCAAAUAUAUGGAUGUAAUGCGAUAUAAGGGCAUUCCUUGUAACAUUUACAUAUAUAACAUCCUAUUAGACUGCUCGCUUAAGUAUCCACACGAAGAAGGUCGGAUACAACCCUAUCUGCGUGAGUUAGCCGCUAAUAACAGCGUUGUUUUCGACGAAGUUUCGAGAAAUAUUCAACUAUCACGAUUUAAGAUAUCUUCUAAUGAGGACAUUUUUCGCUCGGUCGAUGGUUUUGGAGAUUUGCUAGAGCAAAUUAUAUACAACGACGGACAUCAUCUAUCAACACGUACCUAUAACACCAUUUUACAAGCCUCAGGUCAAUUUUACAAAUCAAAAACAACAUUAACAACGAAAGGAUUGGGUGAUAAAUUAGAUAAUAUGAUCGCCUUCCUUGAUACCUCUAAUUUGAAACCUGAUAUUUAUACCUAUGCCCUUAGAAUUCGUAACGCUGCCUACUUGGGCGAUAUGGAAAAAGCAGAACGGAUCUUCAAGACCAUGAACGAGGAUAAUAUUAAACCUAAUGCCUACGUCUUUUCACAUCUCAUCUAUGGCUAUGCAAAAAAGGGCGAGCUGAAAACUGCUGAACAGAUGCUACAGUUGAUGUCUGAAAAGCAUCAAUUAAAACCGUCGGCUAUCAAUUAUGCACCUCUUAUUCAGGGCUACGCAGAAGCAGCUAACUAUGAUAAAGUUUAUGAAACAUACCGUGCUAUGCUUAACAGAAAGAUUGAGCCUGACAUUGUUAUUUACACUAUUCUUGCUGGUGUUUUCUUGCAACAGCAAUAUUCGUCAAGGUUUACUCAUCGUGGGUCAUCAUCUAAUAAAAAUCGGCGCAUCGCUAUUGAUUUGUUAGAAGGCAUCACUAAAAAUGGUAUCUCGAUGGACGUUGCCGCUUUGACACUCACAGCAGAAGCUUAUGCAUUAGAUGCUGCAGCUAUUAUCCAAGAUUGUUUACAAGUGCAAAAACCUUUUGAUGAUGCUAUUAUACAACACGCAGAAAGAAUCGAUGGCAUAUACCAGCAGCUGAAGGAUUUACGUUGGCUUGACGAUAAGGCGAUUACCACGUUAUUUAUUUGCUACUACCAUUUACGGAAACCAGAAGGAGCUUGGAGAAUGUGGAACGAGCUAUUGACAGAGCGCCACGUUAAAUUUAGUGCAUAUCAUUACAAUGCUCUAUUGACAAAUUUUACAGCGUCAAGAACAUGGUUCCCAAUGGCCAACGUUGUGUUUAAAGAGAUGGAAAAGCAUCCUAUCGCAAAGCCAGAUAAAUUGACUUUUGAUGUGAUGUUAUGGGGUGCUUAUCAACACUCUAAUUAUACCAGCUUGAGGAAAAUAUGGGAAUCACCUUUGCGCGAUAAAUCGUCUCCGUUACUGGUCAGAAAUUACUAUGCAGUUAUUCAUACAGCGCUGAUGAAUGAUGACAUAGAUACUGCAAAAGGGGCUUAUAGAGAAUAUUGUCAAUUAGAAUCGUCCCCCGACAUAACAACAGUAUGGAUUAAUCAGAUCAAGGCUCUUGCUUUUCGAUAUGAUUUAGAGAGAACAACAACCGCAAAAUCGGAGACUAAUGCGAAAUACAACAUUACAUCUGAUACCAAUACUAAUGCAAUUACUUCUGCUGUAAACGUCAUUCAUUGA